UUUCAGGAUGUGAAAAGUAAACAAAAGGAACUGAACAUAUUUGCUGUUGAAUGUGGAGCCAGCUGAUGUGCCUGAAAACCUACAACACCCAGACCUGGAAAACCAGCUGCGAGUAGCAUCGUCCACAUCAUCACUACUGUCUAACAUCAGAUGCAUCACCAAAGAGAAGCAGCUCCAGCCAACGCAGAGUAUUAGGAACCAUGGUGGGACUAAAGCCUUCAGAUGUUCCCCCUCCCCUGGGGGUUAAGAUGGCGAGUGCCGGGACAGCUGCCUGUAUAGCUGACAUCGUCACAUUUCCUCUGGACACAGCCAAAGUCAGACUUCAGAUUCAGGGAGAGAAGACGGCAGUGGGAGGCAUCCGCUACAGAGGCGUGUUUGGGACCAUCAGCACCAUGAUCCGAACCGAGGGGCCCAGGUCUCUGUACAAUGGGCUGGUGGCGGGUCUGCAGAGACAAAUGUGCUUCGCCUCCGUCAGAAUCGGCCUUUACGACAAUGUAAAAAAUUUCUACACUGGUGGCAAAGACAACCCCGGUGUACUGGUACGUAUCCUGGCUGGCUGCACUACAGGCGCCAUGGCAGUGUCCUUUGCACAACCCACAGAUGUGGUCAAGGUUCGAUUCCAAGCCCAGAUGAACCUGGACGGGGUCUCCCGUCGCUACAGCGGCACCAUGCAGGCCUACAAACACAUCUUCCAGAAUGAGGGCAUCCGUGGACUCUGGAAAGGAACUCUACCCAACAUCACAAGAAAUGCGCUCGUCAACUGCACAGAGCUGGUUACAUAUGACCUGAUCAAGGAGGCCAUCCUUAGACGCAACCUGAUGUCAGACAAUCUGCCUUGCCACUUUGUUUCUGCGUUCGGUGCCGGCUUUGUUACCACAGUGAUCGCCUCCCCGGUGGAUGUGGUGAAAACUAGAUACAUGAACUCACCACCAGGCCAGUACAAGAGCGCUAUCAACUGCGCCUGGACCAUGUUGACCAAAGAGGGGCCCACAGCUUUCUACAAAGGAUUUGUGCCCUCGUUUCUGAGGUUGGGCUCGUGGAACAUCGUGAUGUUUGUCUCAUUUGAACAAAUCAAGAGAGCCAUGAUGGUCACCAAGAAGAGGAUUGAUGCCACAAAUUGACAGUUUGACUGAAAAACCUGAACCACCACUGGGUUGGAACGUGGCUGAAGAAACCUAAUGAAUAUCAUAUCACAUUUUAGUCUCAUUCUUUUUGUCUUGUGGUGACAAAGAAGAAAAUCCUUUGUUGAAAAAGGAAUUUUGGACAAUCUACCUUUACUUUGACUUGAUGUUGAACUAAUGUGUACAAGUACUGCAGUUUGUUUUUCAUAAUGAACUCAUUCCAAAUAUAAUGGGAGUGAAUGGUGUGAACAUUAAGUCGUUGCAGCCUCCUUUGGGAAGUUGAGUUUGCACUUUAGUAUCUGUAAAUCUGAAUCUGCCAAUGAUACAUUUUAGGCAGCUCAAACCAGUGCACCUUUAUAAUGAGCAUACAUGAGAAUAAUACUGGUGCUAAUAACAUGUAAAACAGGUUUAUGUAAACCCUAAAUAUAUUUCACUUGUUUUACAGACCCUGUGCUUGCUUAUUAACUUGUAGUGCCACUUCCACCACACAAAACCCAUCUGAAAACAUCAAAAUGUGUAUUUAUUAACUUUGAGUAAGAGGUGUUAAACAUUACGUACCUUCCUCAAAAAUAAAACAGCAUAAAAAUAACUGUAAUAAAAAUGCAGUUUCAGUCUUCAGACGUACAAAUUUAUGAAAAUGGAAGCAAACAACCAAUUUGAGUUCCGCAUCACCUAUAUUACACAAUACAGAUGACAUCAAUGG
Messenger RNA from Chelmon rostratus (copperband butterflyfish), 1824 nucleotides. It is a transcript of the gene ucp1, whose product is annotated as uncoupling protein 1. The record is from RefSeq and is a predicted model, not a curated record. Gene Ontology annotation, molecular function: oxidative phosphorylation uncoupler activity. The coding region runs from base 201 to 1121 and encodes 306 amino acids. The transcript has 7 exons. Gene Ontology annotation, cellular component: mitochondrial membrane. Gene Ontology annotation, biological process: response to cold; mitochondrial transmembrane transport; mitochondrial transport. Lineage: Eukaryota; Metazoa; Chordata; Actinopteri; Chaetodontiformes; Chaetodontidae.